GGGAGCUUUUGGAUGUUUUGAGCCUUGAGAGGCAACAAUAGACCAUAUUUGGAAGGAGUUAGAGAAAUUCACUAUAGAGUUUGCAUUUUCUUCUUUGUAAAUUGCUAAAUCCGGGCUUUUAUAUGAUUGAAUGGAGUUCCCUUAAGAGAGGAAGAGGGACAUAUGGCUUAUGCUGCUAUUACUUGCCUUAUGAGGACCAUACACCAAUCAAUGGAACUUACGGGAUAUGAUUUGCAACCGUUCUAUGAAAAACUCGAAUCUUUGAGAGUUAUUCUGGAGAAAUCCUGCAGUAUAACUGGAAAUCUUGAGGCAUUAACAAGCUUGGAAGCUGAAAUCGCAGAGGUGGCAUACACAACAGAAGAUAUGGUUGACUCGGAAUCAAGACAUGUUUUUUUAGCACAAGUUGUGGAGGAAAGAAGCAGAGCAAUGUGGGAGAUCUUUUUCGUCUUGGAACAAGCACUAGAAUGUGUUGAUUCCACCAUGAAACAGUCGAUGGCAACAUUGGCCAGCAUGAAAGAUCUAAAAUCACAAACUUACACUCUUUCCGGUAUACCUGAACAUGAUGGAGAGCAGCCCGAGAAUAUAGUGGUUGGCCAUGAAACAGAAUAUAAGAUGAUCCUGGAUCAACUUGUUAGAGGAGAAAGGGAACUAGAAGUUGUCUCAAUCGUAGGGAUGGGAGGCAUCGGGAAGACAACUUUGGCUACAAAACUCUAUAGAGAUCCAUGCAUUAUGCCUCACUUUGACUUACUUGCAAAAGCUACUGUAUCGCAAGAGUAUUGUGCGAGAAAUGUACUCCUAGGCCUUCUAUCUUCAUCGCGUGAUGAAUCUUAUGAUCAAUUAGCAGAUCGACUACAAAAGCUUCUAAAGGGCAAGAGAUACUUGGUAGUCAUUGAUGACAUAUGGACUACAGGAGCUUGGGAUGAUAUAAAACUAUGUUUCCCAGACUGUAAUAAAGGAAGCCGAAUACUCUUGACUACUCGAAAUGUGGAAGUGGCUGAAUAUGCUAGCUCAGGUAAGCCUCUUUAUCACAUGCGCCUCAUGAAUUUUGAUGAAAGUUGGAGCUUAUUGUAUGAAAAGGUUUUUGCAAAAGAUUCUUUUCCCCCUCAAUUUGAACAGCUCGGGAAACAAAUUGCAUUAAAAUGCGGAGGGUUGCCUCUAGCAAUUGUUGUAAUCGCGGGACUUCUCUCCAAACUAGGCAAAGCAUUGAGUGAAUGGCAAAGUGUUGCUGCGAACAUAGGUUCAGCGGUAAGCACAGAUGUUGAUAUCCAAUGCAUGAGGGUGUUGGCAUUAAGUUACCACUACUUGCCUCACCACCUAAAACCAUGCUUUCUAUAUUUUGCAAUUUUCCCAGAGGAUGAAUUGGUUUUUGUAGAUAAACUUGUGGAGUUAUGGGUUGUAGAGGGAUUUUUGAAGGUAGUAGAGAUGAAAAGCAUAGAAGAGGUUGCACGAAAGAAUAUAAAAGAUCUUAUUGAUAGAAGUUUAAUUUCCAUCUGUCAUUCGAGAUUUGAUGGAAAAAUAGAGAGUUGUGGAAUGCAUGACAUGAUCCGUGAACUCUGCUUGAGAGAAGCUCGAAACCUGAACUUUGUGAAUGUUCUAGGAGGAAAGAGUGAUCAAAAUCCAUGUGCCCAAUCCAUGCAGUUUUCCUCUAAGAAUCGAGGUCGGACCAGUAUCCACAAUAAGGAAGAAUUGGCCAGGUGUCGUAACAGUGAGGCUCAUUCUGUUAUCCUAUUUAGUCGAUUUGGAUACUUCAUGCCAGAGUUACCGUUCAAGCUAGUAAGAGUACUAGAUCUUGCUUCAAUUAUCUGUCCAGCUUUUCCCAGUGAAAUACUACAUUUAUUUCACUUGAGAUACCUAGCUUUGUGUUUUUACCCUCACUUAUGGCAGUAUGUUGGAUCUGAAGAAGAGGUUCCCUCAUCAGUAAUAGACAUUCCUCCAUCAAUAUCAAGCUUAUUUUAUCUGCAAACUUUUAUACUUAACCUAUCAGCUCUUGAUUUUCAGAGCUAUCCUUUAAUAUUGACAUUGGAAAUUUUGGCGAUGCCGCAGUUGAGGCACCUCUGUUUGUACUGGAAUUACUUGUGGAAUCAUGAGCCUACUGGGAAAAGUUUGGAUUUGAAUAAUUUGCAAUGUCUCUCUGGAUUGAAUCCUUGGUAUUGCACCAGAUCUUUCUUUAAACUAUUUCCCAAUUUAAAAAAGUUACAAAUAUGUGGUGUCCCAGAAGACUUUCGCAGUCACAAGGACCUAUAUGAUUUUUGCUACCUAGAUCAGCUCGAGGAAUUGGAAUUUUUUCUUUCUCAUCAAUAUAAUGCUUGCUUUCUGGAGAGCAAUGCAUCUUCAGGUUCUACUCCACAAUAUCCUCUGCGUUUUCAGACGAAAUUUCCAUGGUUACCUCCUGCAGAUGAUGUUCCACUUUUGUUCUUACCUCCUCCAGAUGCUUUUCCACAAAACCUUAAGUAUUUAACUUUUACCGGACGUUUCUUUUUGCCAUGGAAGGAUUUGAACAUUCUUGGUAAAUUGCUCAACCUUGAGUCCCUUAAACUAUCUGAUUAUGCCUGCACGGGCGAGGAGUGGGAAGUGGAUGAGCAAGGGUUUCCUCACUUGAAGUUCUUGCUACUGGAAAAUUCACACAUUCGGUACUGGAGAGCAAGUAGUGGUCACUUUCCAUGCCUUGUACGACUAUUUCUUAAAUAUUGCUGGAAAUUGGACUCAAUCCCUCAAGAUUUUGCAGACAUAACCACACUUCAGCUUAUUAAUAUAAGAUACUGUGCACAAUCUGUUGAGAAUUCCGCCAAUCAAAUUAAACAGGACAUUCAAGACAACUAUGGAGGUUCUAUUGAGGUCCAUAUUUAUGAUACUUUGGUGAAAAAAAGAGAUAAUGAUCGUGAUAGUGACGGUGAUGGUGAUGAUGACGACAAUGAUGAUGAUGGUGGUGAUGAUAGUCAUGAUGGUGGUGGUGUUGAUGGUGGAAGUUUCACAACAGAUUUCAAAUAGGACUUGUUGAAAUUCAUAAACUAUCAAAUUCAGAGUUCUGCUUAGUUGUUAUUGUGGGGAAUUAGCCUUUGGCUCAUGUUUCUAUUACAUCCCUUAUGAGCAAGCACUGCAAUUUCCUAGACUUUCCAGAGAAACCCUGUACAAUAACAGGUGAUUUGAGGCAAUCAAAAACUUAGAAGCUGAAAUUACAGAGCUAGCAUCCAGUGCAGAGUAUAUAGUUUAUUAGCCAAUGAUUUGACCUUAAAUAUGUAUAUUUUGGCAGCUGAAAAGAACUAUUACGCUGCAAGAUCCUAUCAGUGCUUUGAAGAAGUAUAUGUUUGAGAACAAUCUGGCAAGAAAGGACUGCAGCAGUCUCUGCGGUACUUUUUGUAUGGACGCAGCUAUUGUGCGAAAAAUAUCAAAAGUGGGAUUUUUUGGAAGAAUGAAUAUCAUAGUUUUUUAGUUAACUUUCUAAAAUAGUCUAGUGAAUGAAUGUCAUAGUUUUCUAGUUAAGUUUCUAGAAUAGUCUAGUGCAGUCACUUGGAUAAGCACCUUGUGGAAAUAUCUAGAGUAGAAGAUAAAGUCACUAGAAUUUCCUUCUUGUUGUAUCCAGAAGACUAUCUAGAAUCAUCCAUAGACAAGUAUAAAUAGGAGUGACAUUGCACAUUUGUAACAAACCCCAAACGAACCAAAUAAUCCAAUUCAAGAGGUUUUCUUCCAUAAUCAAGUUCUCCCAGCUUUCUCUUCUUUAGUUGAAUCUUUCGAUCUUAAUUAACAAUCUUAGGUUAGGCUAGCAGAAGGUUUCCCGAAUUAUACUUUUCUUAUACUAUUCUUUAUAGGGCACAGCUGGAAAGGACUGCAGCAAUCUCUGCAGUAAAACUGUCAAAUAGUACGAAAUCCAGUUGUACAGUUGACCCGGGAUAAAGUGGCACACACCAGGUACCAGCUAGUGAGGUUUCUCAAAUCAUCAAAACUACCAACAUAACAAUCGUAUUUGCUGAUUGAAAGGGCUUUGGAAUUGGGCCUGAUGGAAGGUACAGAUGUCAGAAUCCCAAGUUCACUGAAGGCACUGCUCAUGUCUAGGUCUCAAGGGCAUUCAGUAAUCAAUGAUAACAGGUUUCCAAUUACUGAAUUAAUGAUUACCUGUCGCACUUCUAUAAAAGUCUUGGUGUUCCUCGUCUUAAAAGUUUGGUAAAAGGUGCUUUAUUAUUUCAAUUUAGGUCAGAGUUUUGUCGUCGUUUUUACUUUCACAUUGUUUUCAAGUUGUACUAUAUCAUGAACAAUAAACUCUGAAAGGCCUUGCUUCCU
Molecule: messenger RNA, 4275 nt
Organism: Capsicum annuum
Lineage: Eukaryota; Viridiplantae; Streptophyta; Magnoliopsida; Solanales; Solanaceae
Product: putative late blight resistance protein homolog R1A-10
Exons: 3
Coding region: 163-2988 (941 amino acids)
Biological process (GO): defense response to other organism
Molecular function (GO): ADP binding
Source: RefSeq, a predicted model, not a curated record